Molecule: messenger RNA, 8600 nt
Organism: Leucoraja erinaceus (little skate)
Lineage: Eukaryota; Metazoa; Chordata; Chondrichthyes; Rajiformes; Rajidae
Gene: wdr6
Product: WD repeat domain 6
Exons: 8
Coding region: 56-3499 (1147 amino acids)
Biological process (GO): tRNA methylation
Cellular component (GO): cytoplasm
Molecular function (GO): protein binding
Source: RefSeq, a predicted model, not a curated record
UCUUCCGGUUGCAAUUGCAGUAUCGCGCGGUGUAAUUGGUCUGAAACAGAGACAGAUGCAGAGCGAGACUGCAGAUGAAAGAUCCAGGAGUCGGUGCACACCAAAGAUCUUGGAGCGGUGCAUGCAAGAAACUGCAGCAACAAUGCAGUGCGAGUCCCUCUCGUUGCAGUCGCCCAUCACUGCCUUGCAAUUUGUGGGAGAUUUUAUCCUCUCAGGUGAAGGUGCCGGAGUCUCGCUCCACUUCUUGAACUCAACGAGCGGUCGCGGCGAGAAACGCAUUGGCGACGUGUUGAAGAACUACCGCGUCCACGGCAUCGAGACACGAGGCGGCAGCGACGGGUCGGAGCCCACCGUGCUGGCAGUGUACGGCGGGAAGGGAGUGGCCGUGAUCGAGCUGGACGCUGGGGGCGGGGAGCCGGAGCUGCGGCGGGUGGGACCGCUGUACGAGCUCCACGACUGGAUCUGGGACCUGCGGUGGCUGCGGUCUGACGAGCAGCCUGCCGGGCACUUGGCCCUGGCACUCGGGCACAACUCAGUGGUACUGUGUGACUACUGGGAACAGAGGAGCCUGCGGGAGGUCCACUGCGAGGAGAAGUGCAUCCUCUACUCUGCCCACUUUGUGGGAGGCUGCUGGGACGAGCUGGUGCUGGUGUCGGGCACCGUCUUCAACCAGCUGGUGCUGUGGCAGAUGGAUGGGCCACUGGACGGGCAGGGCAGGGUGCGGGCGGGCAGGAGGAUCAGUGGCCACAGCGGGGUCAUCUUCAGCAUCGACUACAGGCAGGAGAGUGGCGUGCUGGCCUCGGCCUCUGACGACAGGAGUGUGGGACUGUGGAGGGUCGGGGAUCUCGGCCGGGGAGCGGAGGGAGAGACGCAGUGCCUGCUGCGGAUGUACGGCCACCAGUCCAGGGUGUGGCGGGUGCGGCUGCUGGAGGACUUUGUGGUCAGCGCCGGCGAAGACUCUGCCUGUCUGCUGUGGACUUACAGCGGGGAGGUGGCGCGCAGCUUUCGGGGGCACCGAGGCAGCCUGAGAGCGCUGGCGGUCAGUGAAGACCAGCAAUGGGUGGCAACAGGAGGCGAGGACUCAGCCAUCAGGCUGUGGAAGAUCGGGGACGAGGAGCCAGAGGAUGUGACCAUAAUUCGACUGCAGUUGGGCGAUGCCGAGGGUGUGGGCAGCCCUAAGGCAUUGGCAUCGGUCGACCCGACCCUAGUGUUGGUCAUGACUGAUUCUGGCGGCGUCUACAGUUGCUGCCUGGUCUCUGGCAGGUGGAAGCUCCUGUUGGAAGACCAGGCCUACCGAUCCUACGGCCUGCUCUCCGCCGCCGCGCUGCCAAGUGGCUCGGUUCUCUGCGCCUUGGGUAAUAUCCAAGGCUGCCUCAAGAUCUUCCCAGUUUUCCGUCCGGAGCUGGCAGUGGAGCGGCGGGAGCACCGGGGGAAGGUGCAUAGUCUGAGCUGGGCCUCGCUGGACGGGCAAGGCCCGGACCAGUGCAACCUGUUCUCCUCUGGGCCCGAGGGGGAGAUGUUGUGGUGGGAGGUGAGCUGGGCCCAGGACAGGCUGAGCUGGGUGGGCAGAGGGCGUUUCGUCCUGCCCGCCUGCAAGCACCGGUGGCACACUUGUGCCGCCUUCGCGCCGGGCUUGCCCUACCUGGCGUGCGGCAACCGCCGGGGCUCGCUGCUGCUCUACUCGACCGACGAAGGCCCGGAGCCCGUCUCCGAGCUGCCGGGGCUGCACGGCAAGUCGGGGGUGACCUCGGUGCUGUUCCACGGCGGCUUGUUGCACAGCAGCGGGCGGGACGGCUUCUGCCGCCAACUGAGGGUGGAGGCUGGGCGGCUGGGCCUACUGCGGUGCCAGCGGGCCUGCGGCUGGGUGGAGCGCCUGCUGCCCUUGGAGCCCAGCGACCGCGACGGACCCCUCCUAGGCAUCGGGUUCCGAGCUGCCGACUUCGUGGCCUGGGGGCUGGAGUCGGAGCAGCGGCCCGUAUUACGAGUGCCCUGUGGCGGCGGGCACCGCUCCUGGUGCUUCAGCGGCUCAGUAUCCCCCGCCGGCCUCGGCCUCUUCGCCUACAUCAAGUCGGGCGGAGUGUACGCCUGCCAGUGGCGGGGGAGGAGGGAGGCCGGGGCGAUGGUGAAGGAGGGGGCGCACGGCCGGGACAUCACCAGCGUCAGGCUGCUGGGCAGGCUUGAGGCCUACACCAGCGUGCUGGCAACCGCCAGCGAGGACACCUCUGUCAACGUGCUGGCCCUCCACCAGGCCUCGGGCCGGCUGACCAAGCUGGCCGACAUCUCCGACCACCUCUCCAGCGUCAGGGCCAUGGCCGUGGUCAGAGGCCCAGGCCCCUCGGCCUUGCUCUUCACCGCCGGAGGCCGGGCCCAGCUACGGUGCAGCCGCCUGCUCUUCGGGCCCGAGGACACCAACAGCGGCCUGAGGUGCCGGGUGGAGCAGUUGGGAUCCCACAGGCUGUCUGAGGAUUGGGAGCGGAGGAAGAACCGGCACAGGAUGCUGAAGAUGGACCCAGAGACCAGGUACAUGUCCAUUGUGGUGGUGGACGGCGGGAUGGAUUCUGAAGGGAACCCUCACUCCUCAUGGCAUUACCUGGCGGCAGCUUGCAGUGACGGAGCCGUGAGACUCUUUAUCAUCGAUGAGAGUGAGAAGAAUAUCCUGCUGCUUGCCGAGUCCUUUUACCACCAGCGGUGUGUGCUGAAGCUGCAAACGUUCACACACCAGCCGGCCUCCGGAAGCCAGGUGGUGUUCCUGUGCAGCGCUGCCACAGAUGGAAGGAUUGCACUUUGGAACAUCUCGGGGAUAAUUGAGACGGCCAAAGCUGCAGAUAUUCGCCAGGAGAGAACUCGCCCACCUUUAGAGCUGGGAUCUCCCUGCCUGGUGUUUGUGGCCCAUCAGUGCGGCGUGAAUGGGCUGGACGUCAGGUCCCUGGACGAUGGACGAUUCCUCCUGGCCAGCGGUGGUGAUGACAACGCUGUCCGUAUCUGGGUGAUCUGCAUUACUCCACGGGCGGGGUCUGACAGCGCGCUGUCCCCCAGCUCGAGCGAACGGCAGGAGGAGGCGGGAAGCGGGAGCCGCGAGGAUCGAGGGGACGUGGCUGCCGAGGACUCGAGGGGCUGGAGUGAUCUGGGGGUGGUGGCCGACGGCUGGAGCUUGGACGGCGGACUUGCCCUGCGGGUGCUGAAGGGGCCCGGCGCGGAGAGCGCCCACGCAGCCCACGUGACCGGCCUGAGGUUCCUGGGCUCGCGGAUGCUGGUCUCUGCCUCCAUCGACCAGCGACUGAGCCAUUGGGCCCUGAGCAGCCGCUGCCUGACACUGAUACACAGCAGGUGGUGCCAGGUGGCUGAUAUCGCCGAGCUGGAGAGCUGGGAGGGGCACCCCGCGGGCACACACCUCUUCGCUCUCUGUGGUGACGGCCUGCAAGUCCUGAAGAGCUGGCAAACGGGAACUGACGGCCUGGCCCCAGAGACGGACAGCACAGACGCCAGAGGUCCGAGAUAAAAUGCAUAAUGCUUAACAUGCAGCAGGUCGGGCAGCAUCUGCGGGGAAGGGAACAGAGCUGACGAUUCUGAAUGCUACAACAAGGCUCUAGUGAUUUACCAGCGCCCUGAUUACCAAAAAAAAAUACUGCUGAUGCUGGACAUCAGAAAUAAUGACAGAAGAUGCUGGAAAGUCUCAGCAGGUCAGGCAGCUUGUGCUAAAUCCAUUACCGAUUUAACAGUUUGUGUGUAAUGUAUGCUGCUCUCAAUAUUCAGUGUGCGGUAUAUUGGGCCAAAUGUGGGCAAGUGGGAUUAGUUUGUUUGGGGUAUCUUAGACGAGUUGGGCAGUAGGGCCUGUUUAUAUGCUGUAUGAUUCUACCCAUUUAUCCAGUAGUCAACUAUUAAAGGAGGUGUGCUGGUUAGUUUAAAUCUCAAUUUGGUGACCUAUCACAUGGGUCCUCACUCCAUGCUGGUAGGUGUUCCUCACUAGCCUCUUCCCACCCCUUCAUCCUUGUCCCUAACAGAAUAGGCUGCACAUUGGCACAACGGUAGAGUUUGCUGUCUUGCAGAGCCAGAGAUCCGAGUUCGAUCCUGACUACGGGUGCUGUCUGUAUCGAGUUUGCACGUUGUCCCUGUGACCCUGUGGGUUUUCUCCGGAUGCUCUGCUUUCCUCUCGCAUCCCAGAUGUGCAGGUUUGUGGGUUAAUUGGCUUCUGUAAAUUGUCCCGAGUGUAUAGGAUAGAAAUAAUAUCACGGUUAUAGCUGAACUUGGUGGACUGAAGGGCCUAUUUCCAUGCUAUAACUCUAAACUAAACUAAACUAAUAUCCUCUAGCCCAUCCCCUUCCACUCGGCAGCUAUUGAACUGCCCAUUAAAUCACUUUCUUUGAUAUUUCCUCUCUACCUUUUGUGGUUUUAUUAUUGCAACUUCUUCCCAUUGUGACUGGAUUUAUUUUUCACCUUGUCUUUGUAGCCACUGCUUUGAUCCCUUGGUCAUAGACUCAUCAUCAUAGAACUGUACAGCAUGGAACUAGGUCCCAUGGCCCGCCUUGUCCAUGCUGAGCAAAUUGGCAUAUUGGACAAGACCCAUUUGCCUGUAUUUCAUCCAAAUCUCUCUAAACCCAAUCCAUAUUAUCUAUCCGAAUGUCUUAUAAAGUCACAAUUUUAUCUGCCUCUAAAACCUCCUCUGGCAGCUUCUUCCAGACAUGUACUACCCUAUGAGUGAAAAGGUUUCCCCCUGAGAUCCCUCUUAAAUAUCUUCCCCUCUUACCUUAAUCCUAUGCACUUUAGUUUUAGAAUCCUCUACCUUAGGAGAAAGACUGUGAGUUUUCACUUUAUCCAUAUCCCUCAUGAUCUCGUACACCUCAAGUCUGUAACAUCCUAGUGAAUCUCUUCCACACCAUUUCCAGCUUAAUGACUUUCUUCCUUUAGAUGAGUGACCAGAAUUGCAAACAAUAUAAUUGUGGUCUUCGUUUUAGUUCUUAGUUUUAGAGAUACAGCGUGGAAACAGGCCCUUUUAGCUCACCGAGUCCAUGCCGAGCAACGAUCACCAGUUCACACCAGUUCUAUCUUAUAUACCAGGGACAAUUCACAGAAGUCAAUUAACCUACAAACCGACAUGUCUUUGGGAUGUUACAGGAGCACCCAGAGAAAACCCACGCGGUCACAGGGAGAAAGUGCAAACUCCGUACAGACAGCGCCCAACGCUGUAAGGCAGCAACUCUACCGCUGCGCCAACAUGCCGCCAGCAUGGCACAGAAAUAGCCCAGUCUCUGCUCGUAUGCCAGGGCUGGGGCCAGUUAGCUAAGCCCAGUCUGGGUGAUGGUGCAGCACUUUUACAACAUUUGUUGGCUGUAAAGUACUUUAAAAACUUCAAGAAUUGCUCUGUUGGCAUUUUAACCCCGGGUUAUUUGCAGAAAACGGCAGGCGAUUUUUCAUUUGGAAAGUGAUUGAUUGGUUCCUCAACAUUACUUAACAGAUAGAUCUUUACACGUGGAAGGGCUCUUAUAAAAUAUUUAAUGUUGAAUGCUAUCAUGUCAACAAUUAAGAACUUUUGAGACAAUCACUAAAUUGCCCAGCCGCUGUAGGUCAUGAGUGGCACGGUGCUGCAGCGGUAGAGUUGCUGCCUUGCAGCGCUAGGGACCCGGGUUUGAUCCUGACUACAGGUGCUGUCUUUACAGAGUUAGUGCGCUCUCCCUGUAACCACGUGGGUUUUCUCCAGGUGCUCCGGUUUCCUCCCACAUUCCAAUGACGUGCGGGUUUGUAGGUUAAUUGGUUUCUGUAAAUUGUCCCUCCUGUAGAAUACUGUCAGUGUGUGGGGUGAUCGGUCGCAGGUCGGCGCGGACUCGGUGGGCCAAAGGGCCUGCUUCUGCAAUGUGUCUCUAAAAGCUAAAGUAAGGCCAAGUGCUGGCAAAUGUGGUCAAUAGGAAUUGGUUGGCAUAGAUGUGGUGAAUGGCCAGUCUCCCUUCUGAAUGACUAUGAAGAUGUGUAAAUGACUCCUUGUGCAAGAAAUUAUUACUACUGCUAUUUGCACUUCAAGUGGUUUUUAUAUGGAAAAUAAGGAAACAUUGUGCCUUCAAAUAAUCAACACAUACACAUGGUACAAAUUGUUAGAGAUGCAGGAAAAUGUAUUAAUAUUUUACUGUUUGCCAGGUGGGCUUUCUGUCUGGAGUGUCAUGAAUGUUUAAUGCCAUCCUGCUCGUCAAUAUUGUAGCCAGCUCCUGCUCCAGCUCUGAAUGACAGCUGUUCACUCCGCACCUGACUGCCUCUGUCCGUGCAGCCUGGUGACUCAGUAUUAUGACCCUGUUGUGCAGGUAAACCUAGGAGACAAUUGCAAGGGCUGCAAACAGGACGAUGGUAAUCGUCGCGAUCGCAUGGGACGUGAUGUCGACUGUGAGCAAGAAAUAAAAUGUCGAGGGUCCGCUGGUGAUUUUGAAGAAAAGAAUGCAAUUUCCCUGACUAGGCAGGAAAUUACCACAGGAAGAAAUGGAUCGAUGUUACCCACAAAAACUGGAGAGAGGCGUCUUGCCUUCCAUUGAUAAAAACAAAGCUACUGAUUUCGAUCCAGUCCCUUGGAAGAAACAACCGGUGAAACCACCUCCACGAUCAGCACCGUGUAAAAAGGUGGGCAGAGGGGACAUCACACCGUGGGUGGGGGAUUCGCCCCUGGACUCUCGGUUUGAUGCCAUUCCACAGUCACUGGAACUGCACCACACUCACGCUGGGUCUCGCUGCUGUCUGCUCUGCAGCGAUUCCAUUGAUCCCAAGGAAGAGAGCAACAUUGGUGGAAGUGGGCAGGUAGGAAUGGGAAGCAGUGGUCCCAAGGAGGUCGAGGCACGGCUGACUCAGAGAAGUGGGAGGGAAGACCAGAGUCGCAGGAAGCCCUUCGGCAAAGUGCGGGCAGGCGGGAAGCUGCCUCCGGUCCAGAGCAUCUCCAACCUCAACUUCAGCCGCAACUUCACCUUCUCUUUCUACCAGCUGCCUCCGCACCAACUGCAGCGUUACCAAGCUCGCAGCACCCACGUGAGAUGAAGUAUCUUCUCCACCGGUCCUACAUGCUGAACUGCAGCAAAGGAGUUCUGCUACAGCUACAAGGAAACAAGAUGCAAUGAUCAAUGAAUAACCAUCCACCCUUAAAUGAACAGACCCAAGAGGAAGGUAGUUGAAUGGGGUUUCCUGUGCUGCUUGAUCAGAAUUUCCAUCCACACGGUAAACAUUCUCUCCAUCACCAACACGGCUUGGUUGAACCAUCUAUAAAAUGCCUCACCCACAUUACUCUCACAGCAGUUGCCAAACCCAUGGCUUUUACCAUCAAGGACAAGGCUGGCAGGUGAUUGGGAAUUGCCACCUACUGGUUCCCCUCCAAGAUGAACACAAUCUUGAUUUGGAAAUAAGUUACUCUUCCCUGUGAUCUGAAAUGUCACAUCCAUGUCCUCCAGAGAUGCUGCUUGACUCGCUGAAUUACUCCAGCACUUUGUGUUCUACGCAGGAUUUUAGCUUCAGCAGCUCCUCGUGUCUCUCUGUUCCAUCAUCAUUGGGUUUAAGUCUUGGAAUCCUUUACCAAAAAACACUGUUGGUGAAAUGUUGUAGUUUGGGACAAUUUGUGUCUUGCCACUGUUGACCAUGCCCUGAAAACUGUAAUUAAGAUGUGAUAUAUAGUAAAGAGGGCAGAUCUCUGGUGGCUGUGGUUUAAAAUUCAAUUCUGAGACUUGAACACACAGCAUUCGCUCAUAAGUGUAGUACUAAAUGAGCACUAUUUAUAGAUGAAAUGUUCAACUGAUUUUCCAUCCUCUUUCUUGAAUGAACACCAAGGAGUGUCCUGGUACCUUGCUUAUAUUUAAUCCUUAUGCAUUAUUUUAGAAUUAAAUGCAAGUCAUGAAACCAGGGUGAACUGAGUGGUGUCCAUUCAAGAAAGAGAAUGAGUAAUCAUCAUCUGGUCUUGUUGUGAUGCAGUUUGUGGGAGAAUAGCUGUUCACAAAUUCGAUGCCAUGAUUUCUACAUUAUUAGCUAUCCCUAUCUUUCCAAAGCAUUUAAUGUAAUAAAAAUGAACUGCAGAUGCUAAUGUAUACCAAAGAUAAGACACAGAAUGCUAGAGUCACUCAGUGGAUCAGGCAGCAUCUCUGGAGAUGUUUUGGGUGAGGACCUUUCUUCAGUCUGAAGAAGGGUUCCGACCCGAAAAGUCACAUUCCUUUCCUCCAGAGAUGCUGCCUGAUCCGCUGAGUUACUCCAGCAUUUUGUGUCUACUUUUCCAAAGCACUUCAAUCGGCAGAAAAGUGUUUUGUGACACCCAAGGCUGUGAAAGCUGUCAUGGGAACAAAUGUGCAAAUCUUUUUCCUGCUUGCCUGAAACCGAAGCAUAAAUUUUAAAGGCAUUUAAUGUGGCACUAAAAUAUUAAAGCCCUUACCCCAGGUAACAUUCAAUGACUUGUCUUGUUUAAAGCAAAAAGUAAUAGGAUAGCUUCAUUCAUAUUUCAAAGAAUUGUAGGUGAAUUGACUAAAGCAGUGUACCAUCAUGUACCGAACCCAAAUACCACCAACCCUGGUCGUGUGGCAAAUAAAGAUUCUAUCUUGUAGAAAGAUUGUUGAAUGGUUUGCAGUAACAUUUCAUUUUAAUUAAAAAUGUCCUAA